CUAAGGCGGCGGCGGCGAGCGGGGGUCCGGGCGGCAGCGGCGGCGGCAGCGGGCCGAGGACCCGGGCGCGAUGGAACGGAAGAGGUGGGAGUGCCCGGCGCUCCCGCAGGGCUGGGAGAGGGAAGAAGUGCCCAGAAGGUCGGGGCUGUCGGCCGGCCACAGGGAUGUCUUUUACUAUAGCCCAAGCGGGAAGAAGUUCCGAAGCAAGCCUCAGCUGGCGCGCUACCUGGGCGGCUCCAUGGACUUGAGCACCUUUGACUUCCGCACAGGCAAGAUGCUAAUGAGCAAGGUGAACAAGGGCCGGCAGCGGGUGCGCUACGACUCCCCAAGCCAGGUCAAGGGAAAGCCUGACCUGAACACGGCCCUCCCAGUCAGGCAAACAGCAUCCAUCUUCAAGCAGCCAGUGACCAAGAUCACCAACCAUCCCAGCAACAAGGUGAAGAGUGACCCCCAGAAGGCUGUGGAGCAGCCCCGGCAGCUCUUCUGGGAGAAGAAGCUGAGCGGCCUGAAUGCCUUUGACAUCGCAGAGGAGCUGGUGAAGACCAUGGACCUCCCCAAGGGUCUGCAAGGAGUGGGUCCCGGCUGCACAGAUGAGACACUGCUGUCGGCCAUCGCCAGUGCCCUGCACACCAGCACCACGCCCAUCACCGGGCAGCUCUCAGCUGCUGUGGAGAAGAACCCGGGGGUGUGGCUCAACACAGCCCAGCCGCUCUGCAAGGCCUUUAUGGUGACUGAUGAGGACAUCAGAAAGCAGGAGGAGCUGGUGCAGCAAGUCCGCAAGCGGCUGGAGGAGGCACUGAUGGCCGACAUGCUGGCCCACGUGGAGGAGCUGGCCCGGGACGGUGAGGCACCGUUGGACAGGGCGGGCGCUGAUGAGGAGGAGGACGAAGAGGAGGAGGAGGAGGAGCCUGACCAGGACCCGGAGAUGGAGCAUGUCUAGAGCAGGUGCCACCAGGCCUGGGGCCUUUUGUGCCUGUGGCGGCAGCGCUGGGCUGGCCAGGCACUCACGCCACCCAAUCUGUCUCUGCAGGGGCCCCGCCUGCCAGCCCGCCCGCAUGGGGCCACCUCAGACUCGGCCCUCACCCUGCCCUGGCGUGCCCCCUCCCCUGGGCCACAGGAGCUCGGCUGAAGGACAGCCGCUCGCCUGACGGACCCCCCACAUCUGCUUCUCUGAAGGGCCCGGCCCGUCCGCAGGGAGGCCCCCGCUCAGGUGGUGGCUCCACGACGCACUCAGGCCAGCCUGGUCCCCACGGCCACUGCCCUGAGCUCCGCACACAGGACAACUGCCACCAGGCUGCCUGCAAGGCUCCCCAGGACUGGAGAAACCUGUGUGGAACAGUCUCGCCUCCGACUUGUGCCCAUGAGGGGUGAUGUCCCAGGCUCCGUGUCAGCGCUCCCAGAGGCAGCGCAGGAUGGCUCCCCAGACCCACCGGCUGGGCGCAGCUCACCCGCAAUAAACUCACGGUCCCGUGGGGGCCAGACGUCUCCAUUGCUGCGAACCUUCUGUUGGCUGCACACAGACGGGAACUCGGGCCUCGGCACCUGAAGACCUCGCUGUCUCCGACCCGGCCUAGCCCAGUGGUCAGCACCAUGGACGGAGAACUAACUGCUCACAGCUAGACUCGGGCCAGGCUCCAGGGUAGCGCCACCCUCGAGCCUGGGUCUCACCAGGUGCAUUUCCUGCCAGCCUGCGUGGCAGCCUCCACAGAGCAAGGCGAGCAGAGUCGUGUUGCCCCACUCCCAACAGCCGGAGGGCCUGGGCGAAGGGAGACCCUGCUGCUUGAGUUGAACCUGGCCAGCACCCUCGCCACAGCCCAUCCAUCAGCCUGGAGGCUUGAGCCACGGCCGGUGCGGCCUGUGAACACCAGACCUGUCCCGUGCCUGCUGCACCUGUGGCCAUGACUGUCCGGAGAGGCCCGGGUCACUGCCUCUUUUGUCCGGACUCCCUGGGCUGUGGUGGCCUGCUGGCGGGGUGGUGGUGGCCUUGGGAACCUCCGGGGGCCGGGUCACACUGCCGGCUCCCUCUGAGGACACCAGCCCGGGAGGCUGGCUGACCCGGUCCUCCCAAGUUCAGUCAAAGCACACAGCCUUGAGGACCGGCACUGCCCCAUGGAGGCUGCAGCACCACUGCCCAGGAAGCCACAGGCCCCAGGAAGGCCCCUCCGCUGCAGCCCUGAGGGGAGCCAGGAGGCUGCAGGAGGCUUCUGUGGGUGGCGUCGAAUAAAGCGUGUCAGGCGAGUAUGG
Messenger RNA from Dama dama (fallow deer), 2244 nucleotides. RefSeq names its product methyl-CpG binding domain protein 3 (gene MBD3). Lineage: Eukaryota; Metazoa; Chordata; Mammalia; Artiodactyla; Cervidae. The coding region runs from base 71 to 940 and encodes 289 amino acids. The record is from RefSeq and is a predicted model, not a curated record. Gene Ontology annotation, molecular function: DNA binding. The transcript has 6 exons.